ACCCAUCUUGCAUGCAAUCCACCACAACUCAUUGUUUCUUGCAUCAGCGAGUAAGAGAAAGUGUGUGCACGUGAGUGAGUGAGUGAGAGAGAGAGAGAGAGAGAGAGAGAGAGAGAGAUGAGAAACCUUGGUGCGUUGCUUCUUGUACUAAUUAUAGUGCAUGCAAGUAGUGCACGUAAGGUGCCAAGUGGUGGAGACCAAGAUGAACAAACGAUGGCUGUGCAUGCAAGUGCACCAGCACCACAUGCAGGUGUUGGUGACAAGAAGCACUUCAUUGUCGGCGGAGUGGGUGGGUUUGGUGGCAUUGGGUGGAUCGGGAAGUUCGGUGGAAUCGGUGGUGGCUUUGGCAAGUUUGGCCACUUUGGUGGAGUGGCUGGUGGAAUUGGGGGAGGGAUUGGAAAGUUUGGUGGGAUCGGAGGAGGGAUUGGAAAGGUUGGCGGAAUUGGUGGUGCUGNNGGCGGCGGAGGCGGCGGAGUUGGCGGUGUUGGGGGUUUAGGAGGUGCCGCUGGUGGAAUUGGAGGUGCUGGUGGUGCCGGAGGCAUUGGAGGCUUAGGUGGUGGUGUCGGAGGCUUAGGUGGUGCCGGUGGUGGUGUUGGAGGCAUAGGUGGUGCCGGUGGUGGCGUUGGAGGCUUAGGUGGUGCCGGUGGUGGGGUUGGUGGCGCUGGUGGAGGGGUUGGAGGUUUGGGUGGUGCAGGUGGUGUUGGAGGCUUAGGUGGUGGGGGAGGAGGUUUAGGUGGUGGAGCUGCCGGUGGAGCUGGUGGCGGCAUCGGCGGUUUGGGUUGUGGUAGUGGUAUCUUUCACCAUUGUCCUUAGUUACGUGUAUCAUCAUUUUGGUUCUUUGCAUGCAUGUUUGUCCUUGGUUACGUCAUGAUUUGUAGGGUUGGGUUUUGCUAAUAUUGUUGCACCACGUUAUUACCUUUUUAUUAGGUUCACGUUGAAGUCUUUUGGAUUUUCAUUUUUCAUUUGCAUCAUGUUAUAUGAUGUUCUAGUUUCAGCGUCAAGUUGUAUGUUUUCCUGCUUUCUGAUUAAUUUAAACGUUUGAAGUUUUUUUUCUGGCCAAUGGAGGUGCUCCCCAGUCCCCAAUGCUGAAUACCAUCAUCGUUU
Messenger RNA from Arachis ipaensis, 1104 nucleotides. The record is from RefSeq and is a predicted model, not a curated record. Lineage: Eukaryota; Viridiplantae; Streptophyta; Magnoliopsida; Fabales; Fabaceae.